Molecule: messenger RNA, 1310 nt
Organism: Macadamia integrifolia
Lineage: Eukaryota; Viridiplantae; Streptophyta; Magnoliopsida; Proteales; Proteaceae
Product: probable WRKY transcription factor 65
Exons: 3
Coding region: 170-1072 (300 amino acids)
Biological process (GO): regulation of DNA-templated transcription
Cellular component (GO): nucleus
Molecular function (GO): DNA-binding transcription factor activity; transcription cis-regulatory region binding
Source: RefSeq, a predicted model, not a curated record
AACCAACCGCCUUAUUCUACACCCUCUUCCACAUAUUUAAUCUCUCUUUAGUCCUUCUCUCAUCUCAAGUCCAUUAAUACCAUCUCUCUUUCUCUACUGUUCACUUUUAAUGUUCACGCCACACAGUAGAACAACCCUUCCUUCUCAUUAAUUGGUUUCAGCUUCUACCAUGGUAGGCAGAUACAACAACUCUUCUUUUGUCACCCACCUCGAAGAGUCUAUCAAUACUCCUGAAAAGAGACCAGAAUCUCCGGUCUCCGGCAUCAUCAACGAUGGGAAGAUAGCUUCUCCUAGGAAAAGUAGGCGAGCUGUGCAGAAGAGGGUUGUAUCGGUCCCGAUUGCGGAAAUAGACGGAUCUCGGAUCAAGGGAGAGGGAGCUCCACCGUCCGAUUCUUGGGCCUGGAGGAAAUACGGCCAGAAACCCAUCAAAGGCUCUCCCUACCCAAGGGGAUACUAUCGAUGCAGUAGUUCGAAAGGGUGCCCAGCGAGAAAGCAAGUAGAGAGGAGCUGUGUGGACCCCACAAUGCUUGUCGUGACCUAUGCGUGUGAGCACAACCACCCUUGGCCGACCUCCAGAAACCAACAACAACAAAAACAGCAACAACAAGAGGCCACUAUUCCCGCCGUCGCCGCCGCAGCUGUCACCACCUCAACGUCCCCAACGACCUCAUCAACUUCCACCCCUGAAGCAGUGCCCGGCACCCCCAAGCUCCAGUCAGAAGAAUCGUUAGUUUUCGGGAAUCAAACCGAGAUCGAACCGGACGAGAAAUUCGCGGACCUGGGAGAAGAACCGAUGAUCACCACCGACGAUUUCAGUUGGUUCUCUGAUAUUGUGUCCACGUCCUCCGCCACCAUACUGGAGAGCCCGUUUUGCGCGGAGAGCACCAGGGGAGGACAUGCUGACGUGGCCAUGUUAUUCCCGAUGAGGGAAGAGGACGAGUUGUUGUACGCCGAUCUCGGGGAGCUUCCGGAAUGCUCGUUGGUUUUCCGGCGGAGUGGGGUGUUCGAGCAGGACGAGGAGCGUCGGCGGUGUGGUUUGAGCGCUGCGCCGCUUUGCGGAAGCUCAGGAUGAGAUAUCACGCGCCGCCCUCUACGUUAGUGUUACUCAUAGAGAAGCCUUCGCCCAUACGACACAACAGAUUUUGAAAAAACAGACCCGACUUUUUUUUUUUCCUCUCUUUAUCACGUUGGUUUUUCAGUGUCAAAUAGUUAGUUAAAAAAAAAAAAAAGGAAAAUGUGGGAAAUAAUGAAAAGAGGGGUGAUUAGUUUAAUGAAAGAGAUAACCCAUUUCUGUCUUGAUCUUUUUGUAA